This is a messenger RNA of Rosa chinensis, 1476 nucleotides long. RefSeq names its product pyruvate, phosphate dikinase regulatory protein 1, chloroplastic. The coding region runs from base 37 to 1272 and encodes 411 amino acids. The record is from RefSeq and is a predicted model, not a curated record. The transcript is spliced from 3 exons. Lineage: Eukaryota; Viridiplantae; Streptophyta; Magnoliopsida; Rosales; Rosaceae. Gene Ontology annotation, molecular function: transferase activity, transferring phosphorus-containing groups; ATP binding.
UUACCGUCCUCGUGCAGUCAUGUUACUGCCCAAUACAUGUCCCGUUACAACAACAAAACCAAAACCCAGGCAAAAAAAUUUAACAAUAAAAUAAUGAUAGCUUCUUCCACCUUCACUCUCCGGAACCUCCGCGUCUCACUCGCCGACCCCCACCGUAUACCCAAACCUCCACAGACCUCAUACGAACCUGGAUCCGAGCCUCAGCCUCGGAAGUUCAAGGCCAGCCCUCAGCUAAGCCGAUGGUCCCGGGCCCGGUCCUUGCGCUCCGGUCGGAAAUUCGACCGGACCGGCCAGCAGACCCAACUACUCGACCCAAACCCUCCUCCGCAGCUCAAAGAACGAGUCUUGCCGGAGCAAAAGGACACUUCUUUAACGGCGAGUGACGGCGAAGAUGACGUGGUCAUGACGGCCGGGAAGUCGAUUUAUAUGGUUUCCGACGGAACUGGGUGGACGGUGGAACACUCCGUCGGCGCAGCGUUGGGCCAGUUUGAGCAUUGCUUGGUCGAUCGGAAUUGCGCUGUGAAUACCCAUUUGUUUUCUGGGAUUGAUGAUGUGGGGCAGUUAAUGGAGAUUAUAAAGCAAGCAGCUAAAGAAGGAGCUAUGGUGGUGUACACAUUAGCUGACCCAUCAAUGGCUGAGUCUGCUAAACAAGCUUGUAAAAUUUGGGGCUUACCCAGCAUUGAUAUGUUAGGUCCAAUUACACAGUCAAUAGCUUCACAUCUAAAUGUGUCACCUUCUGGGGGUCCUAGGAGAUACCCUCUUACAGAUGAGUACUUUCAAAGGAUUGAAGCGAUUGAGUUUACGAUCAAGCAAGAUGAUGGGGCAUCGCCCCAGAACUUGCACAAGGCCGACAUUGUGCUUGCCGGAGUUUCGAGAACGGGGAAGACCCCGUUGUCGAUUUAUCUGUCACAGAAGGGGUACAAGGUGGCUAAUGUGCCUAUUGUGAUGGGGGUUCCUUUGCCAAAGACUCUUUUUGAGAUUGACCCCGAGAAAGUUUUUGGCUUGACUAUUAAUCCUCUGGUGUUGCAAACGAUUAGAAGGGCGAGGGCUAAGAGUUUGGGGUUCAGUGAAGGAGUGAGGAGUAACUACUCUGAGAUGGAUCAUGUUCGAGAGGAGCUUGAGUAUGCACGAAAGAUUCUUGCACAAAAUCCUGUCUGGCCAGUAAUUGAAGUGACAGGAAAAGCAAUAGAAGAAACUGCAGCUGUUGUAUUGAGGCUUUAUCAUGACCGGAAGAACAAGUGCUCAAUGCCAAGAAUAUCAAAACGUUAUUGAUAAGUUAUUCUGCUGGAGUAUGCAGAGUGGUAAAUAGUCAUCUCAUCUAGCCAAGAGCUGUCUGGAGAUUUGUUGUCAUAUUUUGAGGUCAAGAUUAUAGAUCAGGCAGACCUUUUUCGUUUGUCAUACUUAUAUACCCCUGAUGCAUGUAUAUAAACACACAUAUAUUGAAAUAUCGAAUGCUAGUCAUCAUAUUAAACUGUA